Messenger RNA from Entrophospora candida, 530 nucleotides. Lineage: Eukaryota; Fungi; Glomeromycota; Glomeromycetes; Entrophosporales; Entrophosporaceae. The record is from the annotation of a GenBank genome assembly.
AUGUCAAUUUGUUCAUAUUCUUUAUCAACUAAACCUAUUUUUCGAUUUAUUCAAUCCAACUCACAAUCAUUAACAGCUUUUGUACACACUGAUGGCACAAUAGAAGUGCACUCAACAAAGACAACUUGUAAUUUUACACCGUUGAGAAUUGAUGACGAUCCAACACAUUUGUUGUUAUUGGAUAUUCCAACAAAUAGUCUAAAUGAACCGAUCAUAAACUUGGUCAUAACAUUCUAUGUCCAGUCAAAAGAAAAAAAUAGUAAUUUUGAUUUAAAGGCUUAUGAAUUUCUGCCAACUACUGAUAAUAAUAAUAACACUGCCAAUAAUAACAAUAUUGUUAACAACAUCCAUAGUAAUUUAUUAUCUACAUCUACUACAUCUACUAACACCACCACUAAUAAUAAUAAUGGUGGAGUUGGAUUAAAUGGUGUUGGCAAUAACAAUUAUACAGAAUUUAAUUUGAUUCCUAUUGCAUUACAAGUUGGUGAUGAAAGAUUUUUAAAAGAUUUUAAAAGUUCUUCUAAAUACAA